UUUUUAAUUAAAAAAUACUGAUUCUACAAAGUUUCUUAAUUGCUUGUAGAAAGUGACUUUCAUCCAUUUGAAAUGGCUCCUUACACCAAUUCUUUAAUGGUACUAAUAUGAAGCAUUGCAUUCAACGUUGCAUAACAUUGUUAUCAAAUGACUUGCACAGACAGUGUUUCAAGUGCCAGCAACCAACUCACAAUAUUAAAGAGUGUCCUUCUCUGUGCAGAGAUAAAAAUAAAGUUCUGUUGCACGUGGAUAGCAAACAGAUGAACUUGCUUGCAGUGCUAGAAGUAAGGACUUAUCACAGUGAAAGCUGGACUGGAUUGUUUUGCUUGAAGAAAGGAAAACUAUGCAGUUUAAUGUUUGGAUUAUUAAUAAUGAUGCUAGUGAUGGCAUCCUAUAUACUGACUGGAGCUAAACGUGGCCUCUUGCUGAUGCAGCCAGCACUACGUUAUGGAGCUUUUACUAGCAGUUCAAACUUAAUGGACAAUGAGAGCCUCUGUGAUAUGAAAGACCAUUACCAAACAUCUAAAAUGAAUAUUUCAUAUGCAAAGGAUUAUCCAAGAAUUAAAGUAAUUAUUGACACAAUUACUGCAAACAUUGAGUUUAUAACUAGACAUCUUCCAGACUUAGAAGAUUUGAAGAAACAAGAGAUGCAUAUGUUCUCCGUAAUUCCUAACAAGUUUCUUCCAAACAGCAAGAAUCCUUGUUGGUAUGAAGAAUACAAAGGAAACACUACUAGGGACCCUUAUGCUACAAACUCAUAUGCGUUGUAUUCCAAACGUUUUCGGACAAUAUUUGAUUACCUUAGAAAGGUGUUUUGGAGCCAUCUGUAUCAUUACAAGGAGAAGCACUACCGGCUACGCUGCCUUCCCCAUUUCUACAUCAUAGGCCAGCCAAAGUGCGGAACAACAGACCUUUAUGAUAGGCUCAGGUUACAUCCCGAUGUGAGAUUCUCAGCAAUUAAGGAGCCUCACUGGUGGACAAGGAAAAGGUUUGGGAUAAUUCGUCUGAGAGAUGGCUUUCAUGAUCGCUACCCAGUGGAAGAUUACCUGGACUUGUUUGACUUGGCUGCUCAUCAGAUUCAGAGUGUGUUGCAGGGGGACACUGCAAAAGACUCCAACAAGAUAAUUAUUGGAGAGGCGAGUGCUUCGACAAUGUGGGACAACAAUGCUUGGAUUUUCUUCUAUGACAACAGUACAGAAGGGGAGCCUCCAUUCUUAAUACAGGACUUCAUCCAUGCCUUCCAGCCAAAUGCAAAACUGAUCGUUAUGCUUAGGGAUCCUGUUGAAAGAUUGUAUUCCGAUUAUCUUUACUUUGCAAGUGCUAACAAAUCUGUAGAAGACUUCCAUGAAAAAGUGGCUGAAUCACUGCAGCUCUUUGAAAAUUGCCUGGCAGAUUACUCCCUGAGAGCCUGUGUGUACAACAACACAAUUAACAAUGCCAUGCCUGUAAGGCUCCAGGUUGGUCUGUAUGUUGUUUUUCUCUUGGACUGGCUGACAGUUUUUAAUAAAGAUCAAAUACUAGUUCUCCGCUUGGAGGAUCAUGCAUCCAACGUUAAGUUUACUAUGCACAUGGUGUUCCAGUUUCUGGAUUUAGGUGCUCUGAGUGAAAAAGAAGAAGCUCUAAUUACCAAAAGUCCUGCAUCAAACACUAGGAGGCCUGAAGAUCGCAAUUUGGGCCCUAUGUUACCUAUCACAAAGGAAAUUCUGCGAGAUUUCUAUCAGCCUUUCAACACAAAACUGGCUCAAGUUCUUUCUGAUGAAGCUUUUUUAUGGAAAAAAUCCUGAUGUGUCAGUUCCGGUGCCACAAAUACAGUGCUUAGGAUUCUUUUAAAAUCUUGUUUUCAGGUGCAAGCAAUUGCCCACUCUGAGACCAAGCAAGCCUACUGCAGUUAAAUCUUUGUCUCCAUGUUCAGCAUACAAUAUGUCAACGAAGUUAUAUCAGAUUUGCCGAUUUGCCAUAGAAGAACAUAAAGCUCUAUCAAUGUCUUUUGUAAACUUUUUUCUCUCUCAGCAAACAGUGCACCAAUAGCCUUGAUAUGAAGCAGUCUUGCAUUCUGUGGUUAUGGUUUUUGAAAUGCCAUUUUUAAGCUAUUGUUACAGUACAGAAAGCACUAGCCACCUAAAAAUGCACAUUCAUUCUAAUUUUUAAGAUACGUCUUGCAUUCUUUUGAAACUAUUCAAAACAGCUUUUUAACCAUUAAAAGUUAAUUGAUUUUCAUCUGGAAGUCUGUUUUUAAUUUCAACAAACUCUUCAAUAUGUGUUCUCUUUGCCCAUAAUAAACCUAUUAAAUCUG
Lacerta agilis (Sand lizard) is the source of this 2293-nucleotide messenger RNA. RefSeq names its product carbohydrate sulfotransferase 15 (gene CHST15). Gene Ontology annotation, molecular function: N-acetylgalactosamine 4-sulfate 6-O-sulfotransferase activity. NCBI's taxonomy places the organism in Eukaryota, Metazoa, Chordata, Lepidosauria, Squamata, Lacertidae. The transcript is spliced from 7 exons. Gene Ontology annotation, biological process: hexose biosynthetic process. The coding region runs from base 108 to 1784 and encodes 558 amino acids. The record is from RefSeq and is a predicted model, not a curated record.